Messenger RNA from Notolabrus celidotus (New Zealand spotty), 4566 nucleotides. RefSeq names its product histone deacetylase 5 (gene hdac5). Gene Ontology annotation, molecular function: histone deacetylase activity. The record is from RefSeq and is a predicted model, not a curated record. Gene Ontology annotation, biological process: chromatin organization; negative regulation of transcription by RNA polymerase II. The transcript is spliced from 27 exons. Gene Ontology annotation, cellular component: histone deacetylase complex. The coding region runs from base 33 to 3245 and encodes 1070 amino acids. NCBI's taxonomy places the organism in Eukaryota, Metazoa, Chordata, Actinopteri, Labriformes, Labridae.
UAGUGGAGGUGAAGAGCAGCCUCCCGUCGGGCAUGCAGAGCCCUGUAGGAGCUGCGAGCGAGCAGAGAGGAGGAGGUGUUGAAGGCGGCGGAGGUCCAGGAGGUGGAGGCGGAGGCCCAGUGGACCUGCGCACUGAGCCCAGGGUGGGGUCUAUGUCAGGUGGACCCGGCGUGGACACGAGCAUGAGGGAGCAGCAGCUCCAGCAGGAACUGGUGCUCCUCAAACAGCAGCAGGAGCUCCAGAAACAGCUGCUGUUCGCUGAGUUCCAGAAGAAACACGAGGUCCUGACGAGACAACAUGAAGUGCAGCUGCAGGAACACCUGAAGCAACAGCAGGAGCUGUUAGCAGCUAAGCGUCAACAGGAAAUGGAACAGAAGAGGAAGCUGGAGCAGCAGAGACACGAAGAGCAGGAGAAACACCGACUGGAGCAACAACUGCUGCUGCUGAGGAACAAGGAGAAAGGCAAAGAGAGUGCUAUCGCGAGUACAGAAGUGAAGCUGAAGCUGCAGGAGUUCCUCCUCAGUAAGAAAGAGCCUGGUCCUGGUGGACUGAACCAUUCCUUCUCCCCAAAGUGCUGGGGACUCCCACACAGCUCCCUGGAUCAAGGCUCUCCACCACAGAGUAACACCCCGGGAACCCCGCCCUCCUACAAACUGCCCCCCCUGCUGGGCAACUACGAGGGCAAAGACGACUUCCCGCUCCGCAAGACAGUCUCUGAGCCGAACCUGAAGGUGCGUUCACGGUUGAAGCAAAAGGUGGCGGAGAGGCGGAGCUCCCCACUCCUCCGCAGGAAGGAUGGAACUGUCAUCAGCACCUUCAAGAAGAGAGCCAUCGAGAUAUCAGUGUCCUCUCUCUGUAAUAGCGCUCCAGGUUCAGGUCCCAGCAGUCCCAACAGUUCCAACUCAGCCAUCGCGAACGGGAACACGGGAUCCGUCCCCAACAUCCAGACAGAGCUGAGAUCUCUCCAUCAGACACUGGGGGCUGAUGGGACAUUGAGUCCUCUGAAUCUCUACACCUCACCCUCUUUGCCAAAUAUCUCUCUGGGCCUCCCUGCAAACACGCACAUCACAGGUCCUCAGAAACUCUCCUCCCAGCAAGAAGCUGAACUCCAAGCCAUCCAAUCACUGCGAGGGGGCGGAGCUCUGACGGGGAAGUUCCUCUCGACGUCCUCGUUACCUGCAGGCGUGGGGCACGAUGUGGAGACUCCGCCCCCCAGCUCUCAUUCUGCACAUUCCUCGUUACUGCAGCACGUGUUACUGCUGGAGCAGGCCAGACAACAGACUGCAAUGCUCGCAGUCCCCAUGUACAGUCAGUCGCCCCUGGUUACGGCAGAAAGAGGCGUGUCCAGCGGCAUUCGUUCGGUCAACAAGCUGCCUCGCCAUCGCCCGUUGGCUCGGACGCAGAGCGCACCUCUGCCCCAGUCCCCCCAGGCCCUGCAGCAGCUGGUGGUCCAGCAGCAGCACCAGCACUUCCUGGAGAAGCACUACAAGAUGCUAUCGAAGGGGGCGGAGCUUCCUAGGCCGCCGCCCACACACCCAGAGGAGACAGAGGAGGAGCUAACAGAGACCAACGACAUGCAGGAGGAUGAUGUAGGGAUGAGCUUACACAGGCUGCAGAAGGAGGGAUCCGACGACAGCACGCACUCCUCCGAGCGGCUCUGCGUGCAGAUAAAGUGCGAAGAGGAGCACGGGGAUAUUCACGUGAAGGGCGAGAGCACGGAGAGCGAGCUGGAGGAAGAGGAGGAAGACGAAGACAUCAUCCAGCUGAGGGAGGGCGACGGAGAGGAGCGGGGCGGCUACUCGCAGGCUUUGCAGCACCUGGGUGUGUUCCAGUCCUCGCUGUCCCACAGACCUCUGGGAAGAGCGCAGUCCUCGCCUGCAACCACCGUCCAUCCCAUCAAACACCUCUUCACCACGGGACUCGUCUAUGACAGUCUGAUGUUGAAGCAUCAAUGUAUUUGUGGGAACGCUCACAUCCACCCUGAGCAUGCUGGGAGAGUGCAAAGCAUCUGGUCCAGACUGCAGGAGACUGGCUUGCUGGGCCGCUGCGAGAGGAUUCGUGGGCGUAAAGCGUCUCUGGAUGAGAUCCAGUCGGUUCAUUCAGAGUUCCACACUCUGCUGUAUGGAACCAGUCCGCUGAAUCGACACAAACUGGACCACAAGAAGCUGCUAGGUCCCAUCAGCCAGAAGAUGUACGCUGUUCUCCCCUGUGGAGGAAUCGGGGUGGACAGCGACACCGUGUGGAACGAGAUGCACUCCUCGGCUGCGGUCCGGAUGGCGGUCGGCUCCGUCAUUGAGCUGGCGUUCAGAGUGGCUGCAGGAGAGCUGAAGAACGGCUUCGCUGUGGUGCGUCCGCCCGGUCACCACGCCGAGGAAUCCACCGCCAUGGGGUUUUGCUUCUUCAACUCAGUCGCCAUCACGGCCAAGCUCCUGCAGCAGAAACUUGGAGUGGGCAAGAUCCUCAUCGUGGACUGGGACAUUCACCAUGGCAACGGCACCCAGCAGGCCUUCUACAGCGACCCCAACGUCCUCUACAUCUCCCUCCAUCGCUACGACGACGGGAACUUCUUCCCCGGCAGCGGCGCUCCAGAGGAGGUGGGAUCAGCUGCAGGUGUUGGCUUCAAUGUAAACAUUGCCUGGACAGGAGGAGUGGAGCCCCCUAUGGGUGAUGUGGAGUACCUCACAGCCUUCAGGAGUGUAGUGAUGCCCAUCGCCCAGCAGUUCAGUCCAGACGUGGUCCUGGUCUCUGCAGGCUUUGAUGCAGUAGAGGGUCAUCAGUCUCCGCUGGGAGGAUACAUCGUCUCUGCUAAAUGUUUCGGUCUGCUAACGCAGCUCCUGAUGGGUCUGGCUGGAGGUCGCGUUGUGAUGGCGCUGGAGGGGGGUCAUGACCUCACCGCCAUCUGUGACGCAUCAGAGGCCUGCGUCUCAGCGCUCCUGGGAGAGCCGAGCGACUCUGUGGUUCAGUGGCCUCCAGAGAAGCCGUGUCCCAAAGCCUACGCCUCUCUGGAGAGAGUGAUCGAGAUCCAGAGUAAACACUGGCCUUGUCUCCAGAAUUUGUCCCAGACAAGCGGACACUCGCUAUUGGACAGCCCCCCGGAUGUUCGCGGCCAAUCAGAGGACGAGGCUGAAACCGUCAGCGCCAUGGCCUCCCUCAGUGUGGACGUGGAGCAGCCGAUCUCGGCCCCCGACAACACGGAAACCAGCAGGUCAACGGAGGAACCGAUGGAGGAGGAGCCUGUGUUGUAGGAGGAGCCUAAACAAGGACGGCACAAAAACUCCACAUUCACUUCUUUGUGGCUCCUCCUCUUCCUCUUCCUUUACCUCUCCCUGCACAGAGUGUGUGUAGGUGUACACACGCAGAUUGUAACUCUGCCAUCGUGGAGGACUCCAAUUGGCUGAGGGGAACGGUACGGAGGCGAGAGAAGGCGGGGCUUGUGAGAAACACGGACACACCUCCUUUCCUGUUGGUUCAUCAGCCUGAGGAGGAGCAGACGACUUGUUAGCGACUCCGUGGAACCAGAGGAGGAGCGGGCCAGCGAAGAGACACGCCUUGUGACAUGUAUACUUUACCACCUGUACACAGCACCACUGAAUUCUACCCUUCCACACCCGGUCACUCUCCUGUUGACUUUAUUCCUGAUCCCGAUUGUUCUGCAGCGGAGGGGCGACUGUGGAGAGGCGGACACUGAACCCUGGGGGAUACGUGGGACACCAAGCGGACGUCUUGUCUUCUUGGCGGACAGAGAAGGAAAAACUUGUUUUUGAAAUAAGUGGAGGAUUCGGAGGAACUAGGUGCCUUUUUUAAAAAAAACAAAAACCGUCCAAUCAGAAACCAGAAAACGCCACCGCCGCAGCACCUCAGCAAAACCAACCAGCCAAUCAGGACUGAAGAAACACACUGACGCACACACACGUUACACACUGCUGUCGUUUCAGUCAGCCGGUUCAUCUUUCAGUCUUUGUUUCUUCAUCUGGAUGCCUUAAUUUGUUCUAAUCUCACUUUUUAGGAACCAGGAGGGAGACGGGACGAGAGCUGACCUUAUGAUUUACUCACUGACGUAUUCAACUGCUAAGAAUUGUAUUUAUUGUCAAAUCUUGCAAUAUUCAAAGCAGGUAUUCCAACAGAGCGACGACAAACCUCUGAAGCCAUCACUACACUCGACACAUGUUCAGUGCAGACCUCUGUUGAAUAUUAAUAUUAAGUUAUUGAUGAUAUUCAGUCAGACUUUUCUAGGACCGGGCGAGUGUCUCAGGACCGGGCAGGGUUGACUUUUGGAAAUAUGUACUCAUUUAAACGACAUCACUUUCCACUUCAGACCACCGCCUCUCUCUCUUUCUCUCCUUUGGGUUGAGUCAUGUGACCUGAGACCCGUCCCUUCUUCUCCAGGAGGGCUUCAGGGUCCUUCUCUUCUUUCUUUUUUUUAUUGUGAUAUCUUCUGUUGGGUGUAAAUACUGUCUCCUGUCCUUCUGCCCACGGUUACGUCACAGCAGACUCAUUGUGGCCACUUUUCUAUAUCUGUACAUACUUCAAUGUAUAAAAAUCACAAACUACUUUCUCUUUUUGUAU